AUGGAGAUUGACAAGAACAACUUCUUCUGGAUGCUUCCAUGCAUGCUACACGAGGCACAGAAGGCGCGUUUCGUAGCAAUUGACGUUGAGAUGAGCGGUAUCUCCUCUGCCCAUGGCCACGCUGGUCACGAUAAUUCUAUCCAAGAUUCGUACACUAAAAUCAAAGAAGCGGCUGAGAAAUAUCAAGUGUUACAGGUUGGGUUUACAUUCUGCCACUACACUGAGGACAGAUCCGAACAUAUAAUUCGCACGUUCAACUGUAACGUCUCGCCCCUGUUUCCCAGAAGUCCUUUAUCAGAUGGCCUAGCUCGACACCUCGACAGAAGAUUCUGUGUCUCUGCGAGAUCGUACAGCUUUCUCCAACACAAUAAGUUCAACCUGGCUCAUGCCUUAGACCAUGGCGUGCAUUAUCUGAGCCGUGAAGAACUAAGACUUGCAGGGCAAUAUUGCUCAUCCAGGGACAAUAACCAUGAGCACGUGGACCCCCUGAAGCUCGAUGAAGAGUCACAGCGUUUUUACAAAUAUGCUAGAAGGCAAAUCGCGGGAUUUGUUGCUGAAUGUGGGACGGAAUUCAUCAUAACGAACCCAUAUGGGGGUAAACUUAACGGGUUACAGCUUCGCUUGAUUCAUCAGAUCAUCCGUGAGGAAUACCCAACAUGUACAGCUAAAAGGAUAGCAGCAGGUUCUAUGACAGGAGGUGUUUCUGUCAGUCUGUUAGACGAAGCUAUAAGACACAAGAACGAGACUCGUCAGCAGCUGGAUCUAGAGGAGGUGAGGAGGCUAUCAGGCCUACAGAUCCUAUUUGAAGCAUUGUCGGGCGGGUCAUUUGCUACAAGGGUCAGCCGAGAAUGGACUUACCACAGUAAGAAGCCUCCUAUCAGUCUUGAGUCAUGGGGCAAGUUCAAUCGAACUUUCGACUUUCAACGCUGCGAAGCAGCUCUCAAGAAAUCCAGGCCUAUAUUAGUUGGCCACAAUUUACUACAAGACCUUGCUUUUCUUUUCCAAACAUUCUUUGAACCUCUCCCACAAAAUGUUGAUGGUUUCAUCAAUAAAUGCCACACACUUUUCCCACGCAUUGUAGACACAAAAUUCAUGCAUACAAAAGACAGGCACAUGAUGGAAACAGACAGCACAUUACAAGAACUUCAUUAUCAUUACGGAAAGCAGCAGUUCCCUGCCUUUCGCUGCGAUCCCAGAUUCAACAACGGGCGGGCUGGCGCCCACAACGCUGGGUUCGAUAGUAUGAUGACGGCAGUCCUGUACCUGAAACAAGCUCAUACUUUAUUUCAUACUGGAAAGCAUAUCAAUGUCAUUGAAGAGACGUGUUAUGUAGCCACAUCGCCACCAGAUCAGGAUGAUAAAAGGUCGACAAAUCACGGUAGCUCAAGUGCAACCUCCUGGUCCGACACAAGUGUCAAUAGUUUGCUUGACAAAGAAGAGAUUGGUACAUCAGGGGCUCUCCAGAAGUGGGACGUGCUCGUCGCAGAUGAAUCUAUCUCAAAACAAAUAUCUCAUAUUACGAAGGACGCGAGAGACAAAUCUCCCAAAUCGGAUGAACCAAACUCAUCGCAUUAUCACUGUUAUAGUGCAGUAUUGAUGCCAGCUGAGACAUAUUCAGAAAAGGAACUUCAUAUAAUUCCUCCCUGGACGGAUGCCUUCUGGAGAACCUAUGGCAACAAAUCAUCCAUAACAGGGGCCGGGUACAUAUCCUUUUCGUAA
Molecule: messenger RNA, 1719 nt
Organism: Annulohypoxylon truncatum
Lineage: Eukaryota; Fungi; Ascomycota; Sordariomycetes; Xylariales; Hypoxylaceae
Product: CAF1-domain-containing protein
Exons: 7
Coding region: 1-1719 (572 amino acids)
Biological process (GO): nuclear-transcribed mRNA poly(A) tail shortening
Cellular component (GO): cytoplasm
Molecular function (GO): RNA binding; poly(A)-specific ribonuclease activity
Source: RefSeq, a predicted model, not a curated record